Molecule: messenger RNA, 1617 nt
Organism: Ochotona curzoniae (black-lipped pika)
Lineage: Eukaryota; Metazoa; Chordata; Mammalia; Lagomorpha; Ochotonidae
Gene: ZP4
Product: zona pellucida glycoprotein 4
Exons: 12
Coding region: 13-1617 (534 amino acids)
Biological process (GO): binding of sperm to zona pellucida; prevention of polyspermy
Cellular component (GO): egg coat
Molecular function (GO): acrosin binding; structural constituent of egg coat
Source: RefSeq, a predicted model, not a curated record
CCUGGGAGCACCAUGCGGCUGCUUUGUUACAUCUUGCUCUGUUUCCUAGUAUCGCUGGCUAUGAACAAACAGCCUGACGUUGAAACUCUAGGUGAUCUUGGCGUGCUCCACUGUGGACCCAGCGGCUUUCAGUUUACUAUCCAUCUUGGGAGCCAGGAGACAGGAUCUUUCCCUGCAUUAGUAGCCUGGGACAAUGAAGGGCUACUACACACGCUGCAGAACGACUCGGACUGUGGCACCUGGGUAGGAGAAGGUCCUGACCACUCCGUGGUGUUGGAAGUCAACUACAGUAGCUGCUAUGCCACUGAGUUGGAGUUCCACCAUGUUAUGCUGGUCGGAGUUGAACAGGUGAACACAGUUGGACAUGACCUACCUACAAAGAAGCAGCUGCUGAGGUGCCCUGUGGAUCUUCGAGCCCUCGAUGCUCCAGGUGUGGGACUGUGCAACUCCAUCCCUGUGCAGGACCGGUUGCCAUGCUCUGCUUCCCCUGUCUCACAAAGAGACUGUGAGGAACUGGGAUGCUGUUACAGCUCAGAGGGAGAUUCCUGUUACUAUGGAAACACAGUGACCUCACACUGUACCCAGGAGGGACACUUCUCAAUUGCUGUGUCCCGAAACGUGUCCUCGCCUCCUCUGCGCUUGGAUUCAGUGCACCUGGCCUCGGGGAAUGACAGCAGCUGUGAUCCAGUGAUAGCAACACCUGCGUUUGUCCUAUUCCGAUUUCCAUUUACUGCCUGUGGCACCACAAGCCAGAUCACUGGAGGCCAAGCAAUAUACGAAAACGAGCUGCUUGCCAUGAGAGAUGUGAGAACUUGGAGCCAUGGCUCCAUCACCCGGGACAGCAUCUUCAGGCUCCGGGUCAGUUGCAGCUACUCCAUAAGCAGCAAUGAACUUCCAGUAGAUAUGGAGGUGUUGACCCUCCCACCACCCCUUCCUGAGACCCAGUCUGGUCCCCUCACUGUGGUCCUUCAAAUAGCCAAAGAUAAAGACUAUGGCUCCUACUACAUGGCUGGUGACUACCCAGUGGUGAAACUACUUCGGGAGCCCAUUUACGUGGAUGUUGCUAUCCUUUAUAGAACAGAUCCCCACCUAGGGCUACGCCUACAUCAGUGUUGGGCCACACCCAGGAUCAACCCCGUGUAUCAACCACAGUGGCCUAUACUGGUAAAGGGAUGUCCCUACACUGGAGACAACUAUCAGACCCAACUGAUCCCAGUCCAGAAAGCCGUGGAUCUGCCGUUCCCCUCUCAUCACCAACGCUUCAGCAUUUCCACCUUCAGCUUCGUGGACAACACUGUGGCAAAGGAAGCUCUAAAGGGACCGGUCUAUCUGCACUGCAGUGUGUCAGUCUGCCAGCCUGUUGGGACACCAGCCUGUAUGGCAACCUGUCCUAUUGACAGCCGAAGAAGCUCAGUCUAUUUUGAGAACAGUACUGCUAGCAUUUCCAGCCAAGGCCCCAUGAUUCUACUUCAAGCUACUACAGAUGCUGCAGAAAGGCUCCAUAAAUACUCAGGUGCUGCUGUACAGGCUGAAGCUUUGUGGGUGGCAGGCCUUUCUGCGACCUUGGUCAUCGGUGCCUUACUCGUGUCCUACUUGGCUAUCAAGACACGAAGAUAA